Molecule: messenger RNA, 480 nt
Organism: Cutaneotrichosporon cavernicola
Lineage: Eukaryota; Fungi; Basidiomycota; Tremellomycetes; Trichosporonales; Trichosporonaceae
Exons: 7
Coding region: 1-480 (159 amino acids)
Biological process (GO): vesicle-mediated transport
Cellular component (GO): membrane
Source: RefSeq, a predicted model, not a curated record
AUGGCUCCUCAAGGAUGGAUGAACCUCGACGCUCUGCCAGAGAACAUGACGUUUGGAGGCGAGGAAGGCGCGUUCAAAGGCCUCGGGCUCUCGCGCACUGAGCGUCUCAUGGCCUUCGCAGGGUGCUUCUUCGGCGGCUUUGCGUGCUCGAUGCUCGGCGCGAUUCUGCUCAUUACGGGCCAGUCGGGCGCCUUUGCCGUCCUGUUCGGCGUCGGUGCCAUCAUCAGUCUCGUCGGCACUGGCUUCCUCAUCGGGUUCAAGCGCCAGGCCAAGCUGAUGUUCAAGCCCGUCCGCAUUGUCGCGACCAUCAUCAUGCUGGUAGCGUUGGCUCUGACCUUUGUCAUGGCUUUCCUCGUGGGCGGCGGCGUGGCCAUUAUCUUCGUCGUUAUCCAGUGGUUCGCGAUGCUGUGGUACUCGCUCUCAUACAUCCCCUACGCCCGAGAUGCUGUCAAGGGUCUCUUCAACAGGUUUAUCUCGUAG